GGCCGUUAGUGAGGAGUGAGGCGCGAGACGGGGUGCGAGGUUCGUCUGUGAGCGACGUUCGCUGACGGAGAAGCGAGAGAAAAGUCUGGAAAAGUGCGAAAAAGUGGAGGAAACUGAGGCGAACGGACACUUUUCUUCGGGUUUACGGCUCCUCGACAGCGAAAGGAUUUAUUUUCGAAAAAGAAGACGGCAUAAACGGAGCGGCGUGAAGGAGUUUAUUGCUCUUUUUAAGUAACUUGUGGAAUUCGACAGGCACCCGUUACGAAACAACAGUUCCCUGCUCGUUUUUUUUUUUUUUUUUUUAAAUAAUCUAAAUACAUAUUUCUUUCCCUUUCUGGAUUAAGUGACCGAAAUCGAGGAAGAAAAAGGAAUAGAGAAACGCGUCGCGGACCGGGGGAAGUCCGAAAAACCGGACAGAUCAUUGACGCUUUUACUUACCGUGAUCUUUGACUUUGACGUUCGUUCUCGCUAGUUGCUUUACAAUUAUUAUUUUUGUUACUAUUAUUAUUAUAUUGAGUGAGCUGAGUGUGUGAUAAAUAUGGUGGGGGAAAUGGAGGCGAGGGAGAAGCCGAGACCGAGCCCCGACUAUCUGAUGCAGCUGAUGAACGACAAGAAGCUGAUGAGCAGCCUGCCCAACUUCUGCGGCAUCUUCAACCAUCUGGAGAGACUGUUGGACGAAGAGAUCGGCAGGGUACGGAAGGACAUGUACAAUGACACGCUGAACAGCAGCACUGAAAGGAGGACUUCAGAGCUGCCCGAUGCUGUGGGACCCAUAGUACAGCUGCAAGAGAAACUUUAUGUGCCAGUAAAAGAAUAUCCAGAUUUUAACUUUGUGGGGAGGAUCCUGGGUCCGCGGGGGCUGACAGCAAAGCAGCUAGAGGCGGAGACUGGCUGCAAAAUCAUGGUGCGAGGGAAAGGCUCCAUGCGAGACAAAAAGAAGGAAGAACAAAACCGGGGAAAGCCGAACUGGGAGCACCUCAACGAGGACCUACACGUGCUCAUCACUGUGGAGGACUCUCAGAACAGGGCAGAAAUCAAACUGAAGAGGGCAGUGGAGGAGGUGAAGAAACUCCUAAUACCAGCAGCCGAGGGGGAGGACAGUCUGAAGAAGAUGCAGCUGAUGGAACUGGCCAUCCUCAACGGAACCUACCGGGAUGCCAACAUCAAGUCACCCUCGCUUGCCUUCUCCCUGGCCGCAACCGCCCAGGCUCCACGCAUCAUUACGGCCCCUGCCCCGGCGAUGCCGCCGGCCGCCCUGCGAGCCCCCGCACCCGCUGCACCCACCUUGAUGCCCCUGAUCCGGCAGAUCCAGACUACGGCCCUGGUUCCAGGGGCCACACCGCACCCAGCGGCUGCCCUGGUCCCCCAGGGGCCUGAGUCUGGCCUCAUCUACACACCCUAUGAAUACCCUUACGCACUGGCACCCACUGCUUCCAUACUGGAGUACCCCAUUGAUUCGAGUGGUGUACUAGCAGGUGCUGUGGCCGCUAAGGUCCGAAGGCAUGACGUACGAGUCCACCCUUACCAAAGGGUCGUGACCGCUGACAGAGCUGCCACUGGCAACUAACCUAUGACCUUCUGACCUCUGAACUCUUCACCCAAUGACGACCUGACCAUUGCCUGCCGCUGACCAGCUCUCUGGCAAACAUCUUUUCUGCCGCUUUGCGGUUGCGAGGCCAGUUGAAGGUGCAGCUUUUCACCCUAACCGUACGACGCAGCAACUCAACACCGCCAAACCUCCACCCCCUUCACCUCCAUUGUGGCCCUUUCUGGUCAGGUGAUCUGGGCCUUGAAACCUGCACUGAACUGUAAAGCAAUAAUAAGGUCCAAUUGCUCCUGCCAUGGCAUGCCAAGUCAAAUGUCACCGCCAACCAUGCCCACUGUUCUCCAACCCCCAGAGGAGAAGCAGAAUGACGGAAUGUGGGAAGAUGCCCGAGGAACAAUUCAAUUCUGCGGUCACUCUCUACCCCCCGUGCUACCCUCCAGGAGACUGGCCAUGACCCUUCGUGACUAGCUAGGGUGUCGAGUGUGCCGAGUGAUUGGGGCUGUCAUGCUUUUACCUUUCUGUAGCUCGCUCGUGUCAGUAAAAACACGUUACUGGCUCAAACGGACACUAGGGAGCCCCCAUAUCCAUGGAAACCAAGCGAAAACCAGGCAAUCAUGAGUGUUCAGAGGGCAGAAAAUAGGUGGGUCCAAACCUGAGGAACGGGUGAGGGAGAGCAAACGACUGACAGUCAGCGGAAAGGCACAAGAUGAAAGGUACAAGCAUCUCUCUUCCCAUUACUCAGCAGCAUUAUUUUUAAACGAAGGCAUCCUUGUUUUUAAGGGUGUUAAAGCCAUGCUUGCCUACCUGCUCAACAUGUGUUAAAACUGUUACUGAGUGUACGACAAAGAAAAACACACACGUUAAGAAAAAUAUGUACUUUUAUUAUACAGGGGUGCUGCAGAAGUGUAAAAGUAUAUUUUUCAGAAAUGCAGUCUUUUGUAUUUU
Scleropages formosus (Asian bonytongue) is the source of this 2491-nucleotide messenger RNA. Its product is annotated as protein quaking-like. The transcript has 8 exons. Gene Ontology annotation, biological process: regulation of mRNA splicing, via spliceosome. The record is from RefSeq and is a predicted model, not a curated record. The coding region runs from base 539 to 1567 and encodes 342 amino acids. Gene Ontology annotation, molecular function: mRNA binding. Gene Ontology annotation, cellular component: nucleus. NCBI's taxonomy places the organism in Eukaryota, Metazoa, Chordata, Actinopteri, Osteoglossiformes, Osteoglossidae.